Papilio machaon (common yellow swallowtail) is the source of this 1815-nucleotide messenger RNA. It is a transcript of the gene crc, whose product is annotated as activating transcription factor of chaperone. The transcript is spliced from 5 exons. Gene Ontology annotation, biological process: regulation of transcription by RNA polymerase II. NCBI's taxonomy places the organism in Eukaryota, Metazoa, Arthropoda, Insecta, Lepidoptera, Papilionidae. Gene Ontology annotation, molecular function: RNA polymerase II transcription regulatory region sequence-specific DNA binding; DNA-binding transcription activator activity, RNA polymerase II-specific. Bases 299 to 1348 code for a protein of 349 amino acids. The record is from RefSeq and is a predicted model, not a curated record. Gene Ontology annotation, cellular component: nucleus.
CAGCUCCGUACUUCGUUGCCUAUGCUUUGCCUAUUACUCAUCAUGCUUCGAAGUUAAAAAGACGUGUUAUUUGUUUUAUCCUGUGCUAUUAUUUGCGUUAAGAUGGGUUUCUAAGCUCUUAAAAACUUCUUGCACACCAGCGUGUGCCUUCACAUCGUAAUAAAAAUGCUUGCCAAAAUGGCGCCCCCUAGGGACUACUUUGUCCUUCGACAAUUAUCACCAUCUCCAUCGGACUACCACCAUCUGUAUCCACUUGUAUUUAUUCCUUUGAGUACCAGCAAGAUCAACAACGCUGAGGAUGAGUACAAGCGCAUGGGAUUGGUCGCUGGCUUCGGCCGACGGCCUGCUCACUAAUGAAGAAUGCUCUAUGCUGCUCGAUGUCGAUCUUUUCAACACUGAUGAUGAUUUAAUUAAGACAUUCCCGAGCGCUGCACUGAAGGUCGAAUUGGACAAGUUCCACUAUCAAGAGGACGGCACCAACAACUUGUACCCGCCCUCGCCGGCUGAGACCAAGCCCUCGCGCGCCGACCUCGCACAAGAUCUUCUGCAGCAGCUUGACAAUAACUACAAACAAGAAAACAUAUUCCCGCCAUGGCUAGAAGAGAAGGUAGAGCUCCCCAUCUUCGAAAAUAUCAACCAAGUGCCCGAACGUGUAGAGGUCCCGAUCCCAGCCGCGCUGGUGCCGCCCGUGGCAGCUUACGACCGGCCGCACGUGGUGCCCCAGCCCACGGAGGAUCUCCUGCGCGAGUUCGAAUCCGUAUACGGCGCCGUGGAACUGACCCACCUCACGCCGCCGCAGAGUCCGCCUGGCCCCGCCACGCAGCUGCUGCUGAGCUACGCACAACAAGCUCAGUACGCGCCGCUCGCCCCCGCGCCCUCCUUGCAGGCCCCGCAGGAGCAGUGGCCCGUCGCCCACGUGUCCUCAACAGUGGCAGCCGAGUACGACUGCGACCUCCAGGCCGUAGAGGAUCUGGUUCGUCACCGCGCCGCUCAGUUGGCAUCGCCGCAGCCGUCGGGCGGCAGCGCUUUCACCUCCCCGCGUUCCUCGCCGCCUUCCUCGCCGCGCUCCUCGUCCACCGACGAAGAUUGGUCCGCGCCCUCUCGCCCCAAACCUUAUUCGAGAAACGUAGACGACCGUCGUUCUCGUAAGAAGGAGCAGAAUAAGAACGCAGCGACCCGCUACCGUCAGAAGAAAAAGGCGGAGAUCGAAGUCCUGCUCAACGAGGAGCAGAACUUGCGCAAGCGUCACACCGAGCUCGGCGAAAAGUGCUCAGAUCUCCAGCGCGAGAUUCGCUACAUCAAGGGGCUUAUGCGCGACCUUCUCAAGGCUAAAGGCCUAAUAAAAUAAAACGUAUCCCUCCCUCAAGUUACAAGUGAAACAUAACCGUACCGCGCGAAAGAUGCGCCGGUCUAUCGAAUUCUGCUCAACCCGAGGUUUAGGAGCUCUACAAAUUUUGAUGUUUAAUUUCUGUUAAGCUAGAUAAGUCUAGUUCAUAUCUCGAAUAGGAUUAACAGUUUCGCAUCGAGCAGCGUACGCGCACGUCAUCAGUCGAGGGACAGAACAUCUCCAUAUAACACCUAAGCUAAGAUCACAUAGGUGGCAUUAAUUCUUCAUCUUUCAUUUUAAUUUCGUUUAGAGGAUAGGUCGUAUUCAUUGCGAUGAAAAUGGGAAUACAAAUCAUAAAUGAAAUUUAACUAUUUUGUAAAAAUCAAUAUCAUUUUGUAAAAAAAAAUAUCACAUAUUUUAAAUGAAUUUUAAAUGACCAAUUGGAAACUGUUCUCUUUUCAUGCAAUAUAUGGAAUGCGACGGCGGAA